AUGUCUACGACCCCUAAGCCGCGUGGCCGCCGGUCACUGCGAAAGUCCGACAUCUCCGAGUCCUUCACUCCUGUAGGAGAUACCACACUUACGGGGCUUCAGCGUCUUCCCAUCCAUACCAGAUACCCCCUCACCCCCAGCCGGUUAGCAGCAUCAGGAACGCCGUCGCGACGAACGCCACGCAACAGAGCUGGAGCUGCUCCAUCAACGCCAUAUGGAUUACGGGCGAUGCAGCGCCGAGCGGCAAAUACACCUGCGCGUGAUCGGAGGAAAAGUGGACGGAUGCAGAGGGAGACGACAUUUGAUAUUCUACGGAAUCUCGGUAGAGCUCUUGCGCCCGUGUCACAGCCUAUUCGUUCAUCACCGCAAGAAGAAAAACCGGAACCAGGGCCGGAGCUGGAGAAGGAUGAGAUCGAAGAGCUCGACAACGAACCGGAGAUUGAACGCCCCCGAUUGUCCUUGCCUUUAGAGGAAGUAGAGGAGCAGGAGGAGGCGAGUCCCGAGCCACGUCCACCCAGGCUCUCCUUGGCCUUUGAAGAAGAGGAUAUCACGGUUGAAUACCCCCGACGGGCUACGAGCGAACACGAUAGAGCGAGAUUAUCUAUGAUGAGUUUCGGUAACCCUCGAUUAAGUGAGAACUUUGGUGAUGCGACCCGGUUGGAAAGCGACUCGGAGAAUAGUGAUGACACAGGUAUCGAGCAUGGUGAAGACCGAGUGAACCAGGACGAAACUGUUAUGAGUCGAGGUGCUUUUGAUAGAGGAGGAGAGACGGAAGACCUUGGGAGGUUCAACUUUGACUUCAACUUCCCAUCCCCGCCUCCACCUCAGGCUGAUGACAUGGACGGACCCCUCAACGAUGAUGAAGGGUUCGAGCUUUCGCCCGUUGAUCUGGCCCAGGACACAGCCCCCGUAUUUGACGACAGUGAUGAUGAUGAUGAUGAUGAUGCUGCUGCUGUCACAGCCGGUGAAUUUGGCCUGGAUCUCCACAUGCCAUCUCGCGUCUCUCUAAGCGAAAGCCCUGGUAUCGUCGGAGGAGGGUUGCGUGACGAAGACACUGUUAUAGUGCAGGGAAAGCAAAAGAAACUCUCCCGAUACGGCAUCCCUGUGCCCAACAUGCCGUCGGGGGUGGUUCGAAAGUUGGCUACGCGAUUUGCGCCAGCGAGGGCUGGCUCUAAAGCUAAGAUCAGCAAGGCCACAUUAGCUGCUAUUGAGCAAGCGUCAUCGUGGUAUUUUGAGCAGGUCGCUGAAGAUCUAGCGGCAUAUUCCAAACAUGCGGGACGGAAGACGAUUGAUGAGAGUGAUGUUGUUACUUUGAUGAGACGGCAACGCCAUAUUAACAACUCUACGAGUAUUUUCUCUCUGGCAUCGAAGCAUUUACCGAGGGAACUGCUGCAGGACAUGAGAUUGUCAAUGCCUCCAUGA
Molecule: messenger RNA, 1422 nt
Organism: Aspergillus bombycis
Lineage: Eukaryota; Fungi; Ascomycota; Eurotiomycetes; Eurotiales; Aspergillaceae
Exons: 5
Coding region: 1-1422 (473 amino acids)
Biological process (GO): replication fork processing; resolution of meiotic recombination intermediates
Cellular component (GO): Fanconi anaemia nuclear complex; FANCM-MHF complex
Molecular function (GO): protein heterodimerization activity; chromatin binding
Source: RefSeq, a predicted model, not a curated record